AUGCAGUUACCUAGGGGGGGAGAGAUGUCGGGAACUCGGAUGCCGACAUGGAAGGAGAGGGAGAACAACAAGCGGAGGGAGCGGAGGAGGAGGGCGAUCUCGGCGAAGAUAUUCGCCGGCCUGAGAAUGUACGGCAACUACAAGCUGCCUAAGCACUGUGAUAACAACGAGGUCCUCAAAGCCCUCGCCGACGAGGCUGGCUGGACCGUCGAGUCCGACGGCACCACAUAUCGUAAGGGAUGCAAGCCUGCGGAUUGGGCCCACAUUGGUGGUUCAAUAUCUGCGAGCCCAGGCUCAUCAUACCAACCGAGCCCCUAUGCCUCAUGUAACCCUAGCCCACCUUCAUCAUCAAUCGCAAGCCCAACAACCAAUCCUCACCCCGAUUCUCUCAUACCAUGGCUCAAAAAUCUCUCAUCAUCAUCGUCAUCAUCAUCCAUGUCCUCUAAGCUACCCCAUGCUUACAUCCACAACGGUUCCAUAAGCGCACCGGUGACCCCACCUGUGAGCUCACCAACCGCUCAAUCCCCACCUCGGAUCAAAACCAGCUCACCUUGGGGUGCACCGACCCUUUCUUGGUUCUCUGGCGUUCGGGUCCCACAGAGUGGACCUGCGUCGCCUACGUUUAGCCUUGUGGCUGCAAACCCGUUUGGGUUUAAGGAAACAGGUUUGGGUCAUGGUGGGUCCCGGAUGUGGACCCCCGGACAGAGUGGGACUUGUUCCCCUGCGAUUCCUCUAGGGUUUGAUAAUAAUGCGGAUAUUCCAAUGGCGGAAGUCGUUUCAGAGGAGUUUGCGUUUGGAAGGGUGAAGCCGUGGGAAGGAGAAAGGAUUCAUGAGGUGUGCGGACAGGAUGAUCUUGAGCUUACUCUUGGCGGUUCAAAGGCCAGAUAAAAUGUGGCCUAGAGAAGAGAUCAUCACUAUUAAUGUGUGUUUAUAGUUCCUAGUGGUUGAGGUGAAGAUCUAGGGUUCAAAACCUGGCAUGCCCAAAAAUACUGUUGAUGCUAUAUAAUUUUCCACUUGCGGUGAAAGGCUCUAGUUUGAUUCACAUGGUAUGGUUAUGGUUUAUUAUUAUUUUUUUUAAAUUAAGGUAUGUUAUAUGUAUGAAUGAAAGAUGUGUAUUUGAUUGUAUUCAAUUAUUGUUAUUUUGCAAUGAAUGAAGUUGUAGAUUGAUUUUUUUUUUUUAUUUUAUUUUUUAUUUUUUAUGUUGGUGUGAUAAAUGAUUACUAUUGGUUCG
Messenger RNA from Lactuca saligna, 1231 nucleotides. The record is from the annotation of a GenBank genome assembly. Lineage: Eukaryota; Viridiplantae; Streptophyta; Magnoliopsida; Asterales; Asteraceae.